Messenger RNA from Suncus etruscus (white-toothed pygmy shrew), 1576 nucleotides. It is a transcript of the gene MPND, whose product is annotated as MPN domain containing. The record is from RefSeq and is a predicted model, not a curated record. The transcript has 13 exons. NCBI's taxonomy places the organism in Eukaryota, Metazoa, Chordata, Mammalia, Eulipotyphla, Soricidae. Gene Ontology annotation, biological process: double-strand break repair. Gene Ontology annotation, cellular component: BRISC complex; BRCA1-A complex. Gene Ontology annotation, molecular function: polyubiquitin modification-dependent protein binding; metallopeptidase activity. The coding region runs from base 16 to 1524 and encodes 502 amino acids.
CGGGGCGCAGCGCCCAUGGCCGCUCCGGAGUCGCUGUCCCCGGCGGGCGGCGCGGGCGAGGAGGCGCCCGAGGAGGACGAGGACGACGCGGAGGCCGAGGACCCCGAGCGGCCGGCGGUCCCGGGCGUGGCGCGCGGCGUCGGCGUCGGUGGCUGCAGCGGAGGCGGCGGUGUCGGGGCCGGGGCCGGGGUCGGGGUCGGGGUGGGCUCCGGGAGCUGCAGCGCGCUGACCCGGCGCGCGGUGACGCUGCGGGUCCUCCUCAAAGACGCGCUGCUGGAGCCCGGCGUGGGGGUCCUGUCCAUCUUCUACCUGGGCAAGAAGUUCAUGGGGGACCUGCAGCCAGAUGGCAGGAUCGUGUGGCAAGAAACAGGGCAGGUGUUCAACUCCCCCAGCGCCUGGGCCACCCAUUGCAAGAAGCUGGUGAACCCGGCCAAGAAGUCAGGCUGCGGCUGGGCCUCCGUCAAGUACAAGGGACAGAAAUUGGACAAGUACAAGGCUGCUUGGCUCCGGCGACAUCAGCUCCACAUGCCGGCAGCUGUCACCGAUGAGAGUCCCGCUAGCGAAGGGGAGGAGGACGACCUUCUGAUGGAGGAGGAGGAAGAAGAGGUCCUGGCAGGGGUCUCAGCAGAAGACAAGAGCCGGAGGGCACCAUUAAAGAUGCCCCCCGAGGCCGCCCACCCUGAGACCACACUCCUUGGGAAACGAGUAGAAAACAAGAUCCAGGUACCAGUGCGCUACUGCAUGUUGGGAAGCCGUGACUCUGCCAGGAACCCCCACACUCUCGUGGAAGUCACAUCCUUCGCGGCCAUCAACAAAUUCCAGCCCUUCAAUGUGGCCAUGUCUAGCAAUGUGCUACUCCUCUUGGAUUUUCACAGCCACCUGACUCGUAGCGAGGUCGUGGGGUACCUAGGAGGCCGCUGGGACAUCAACAGCCAGAUGCUCACUGUGCUAAAAGCUUUCCCCUGUCGGAGCCGGCUGGGGGACGUGGAGACUGCGGCCACCACGGAAGAGGAGAUCUAUCAGAGCCUCCUGCUGCGGGGCCUGUCCCUGGUGGGCUGGUACCACAGUCACCCGCACAGCCCCGCGCUGCCCUCGCUGCAGGACAUCGACACGCAGAUGGAUUACCAGCUGCGACUGCAGGGCUCCAGCAACGGCUUCCAGCCCUGCCUGGCCCUGCUGUGCUCUCCUUACUACUCUGGCAACCCGGGCCCUGAGUCCAAGAUCGCGCCUUUCUGGGUGAUGCCACCUCCCGAGCAAAGGCCCAGUGACUAUGGCAUCCCCAUGGACGUGGAGAUGGCCUAUGUGCAGGACAGCUUCCUGACCAAUGACAUCCUUCACGAGAUGAUGCUGCUGGUGGACUUUUACAAGGGCGCCCCAGACCUCGUGAGAUUCCAAGAACCCUGGAGCCAGGAGCACAGCUACCUCGACAAGCUCAAGAUCUCGCUGGGCAGCAGGAUGUCCAAGGACCCGGGUCUGGGCCACGCGCUGGAGCAGGUGUACAGCGUCCUCAAGCAGGGGUGCUGAGCUGGGGGUCCCCCGUGGCCCAAUAAUAAAGGAGACAAGCCUACAGUCCCCA